AUGGAGGUGGAGGUGGUAGCUGCGGUGCAGCUGGACGAAACAGAUCCAGAGGACGACAUACAAAGUGGCAAGCUUGCCAGCCCUGUCACCAAGUCGCGGAGCUUUCAGCCGGGCUUGCUGACUGUUGAUCCAAGUCUUAUGCGCGGCAUAUCGCUUUCAGAGACCUUGCAGCAUGGUGGACGCCUCUGGCGUUCCAAGAAGUACCGGUCAGCUGCCUGGUCGUCCUCACAGCCAGCUGAGCACUUUGAUGUCUUCCUCUCCCACACUUGGGCUACGGAGUGGCACUGGAAGUACUUGUCCCUUUCGCUCCAGACUGGCUGGAAGCACGCUUUACUUGCCUGGCUUGCAACUGCUGCGGCCACGGAGUUGCUCUGGUGCUUCGACGUCUUGCCCACACACGGCUUCUACAAGGUGCAGCAUCCGGACUUCGCCCAAGACGUUCCUUUCGGGGGCUGGGCGAUGUUCCUCGCAGUGCCUAUGUCUGUCUUGGCACUGGUCCUGGCCCCUCACUGGCCCAACUUCUGCCACCAGCCAGAGCUCUGCUUCUUGGACGUUGCGAGCAUCAACCAGGACGACGAGAGCCUCAAGCAGCAGGGGAUUUACUCCCUUGGGGGUUUCCUUCGAGCUUCCAAGGAGCUUCGCAUCUUGUGGAGCACACCCUAUCUGUCCAGGCUUUGGUGCAUUUUUGAAGUUGCUGCUUUCCGCACCGAGAACCCAAAUGGUCAGAUCACCUUAGCACCGCUGUACGUCGAGGUGGUCGUCGUUGUGCUGUGGUUUGGAAGUUGGGCUGCGAUGAUAUCGGUCCGAAUCCUUCAGAUAUCCCCAGCAGGAGCGGAGAGGUUUCCGCUUCCUUUCAUACUGCCCGGACUUGCGCUUCCUGCUUUGCUGCUGUACCAUGCCUUCCGGAACAAUUUGGCAAGGAAGUUGCAGCUUCUGCGAGGCUUGGAAAGCUUCGACCUGGCGAAAACCCAGUGUGGAAAGGAGGAGGACAAGGAGUUCAUUCAUGGCGCCAUCGUGGAAUGGUAUGGUAGCCUGGAAGCUUUCACGACCUAUGUGAAGGGCCCUUUGCGCGAAGAACUUUUACUGGAUCACUCCAGCAACAAGCUCCCAUUGGAGUAUGCUCUGGUUGUGGUGAUGCCGAUCAGCAGCUUCGGCUUGGAUGGGCUCGUGGGGCUCAUAAAAGCCAAGGCCUCGACCAACGUCGUCCUGUCUUUUUUAUUCGGCUAUGCUUUGGGGACCACAUUUAUUGGCGCAAUGCUUUGCAUUCAGCUGCUGAUGGUUCUUGGCGGCGCGUGUUCCAGGGAGCAGACAUCCAUUAUUGGCCGCGCAGCUCAAUCUGUGGUCGUGUUGCUCACCUUGGGUGCAGGAUCUGUCCUUGCUGUCAGAGUGGGUGUCAUGGGAUAUCACGGUGGUGUCGCAUCAUCGUGCCUCACCUGCGUCUUAAUGAUGAUGGCUUUGUGGCUCAUCCAUGCAGGGCAUCGUCGAGCACAGGAGGUACACGCCUUUUGGCGCAGAUGGAGGUAG
Symbiodinium necroappetens is the source of this 1524-nucleotide messenger RNA. NCBI's taxonomy places the organism in Eukaryota, Dinophyceae, Suessiales, Symbiodiniaceae. The record is from the annotation of a GenBank genome assembly.